Amyelois transitella is the source of this 1310-nucleotide messenger RNA. RefSeq lists its product as uncharacterized. Gene Ontology annotation, biological process: purine nucleobase metabolic process. Lineage: Eukaryota; Metazoa; Arthropoda; Insecta; Lepidoptera; Pyralidae. The coding region runs from base 119 to 1279 and encodes 386 amino acids. The transcript is spliced from 4 exons. The record is from RefSeq and is a predicted model, not a curated record. Gene Ontology annotation, molecular function: hydroxyisourate hydrolase activity.
GCGGUAAGGUAAACAAGGUACCUACACUUACAACAACUGUGUUUGAAAACAGCGUUGCCACUCCGACCAGCAUCCUGCGUUAGUCGCGAUCCACCGGCUGAGGCAGCGGGGCUGGGUGAUGGUCCACGCGCCACCUCCAAACCACAAAAUGCCCCGAACACUGCUCUCAAUUUGCAUUUUAGUGGCAACACUAUGCAUCAUCGACUGCCAAGCAAUGAUCAUGAGGAACAAUGCGCUGAUGAGCAAGAUGGUCUCCCACUUCCAAGACAACCACGUCGGGGAACCUCCCCCCAAACAUAAAGAAGACAAACCACGACCAGAAAAGGUCAUGACCAUUAUGCAGAGCGUUUUGUGCAAGAAUUUUCCUUCAAUUCCUUGUCAGGUCAUCAUUGAAGACGAAACGCUAAGGAUCCUAAUAGAGAAAUCAAUCCAGCAGAUCCAAUAUAAAAGAUUGCAGCUAGAAAAGACCACAGCAAGGCCGGGGUACACGCUAACGUUAUUCCCGAUCGUAAACAGCGAAGACUUAUCAAACUUCCUACAAGUCCGCGAGUCACAAUACUACGGGAAGGACAAAAAGAAGGAGGUGAGGAAACGAAAGCCCAAAAAGAGCUUCGCGACGGGACACUGGUCGAAGGAAGAGACGAGCAAGCAUUCGAAGAAGCAGAAAAACGAUGCCAAGAAAAAGAACGUCUACUCGGGAAGGAAAAUGAGGAAGUUUUACCCUCACAAGGUGAAAUACAAGGAUAAAGUUGAUACGCAUCCAGUUAUGGAAUCAGAUGAGAAGAUGUCACUAUCAGUCGAAGUCCCCGACACAGCUGCGGUUAAAAAAAGACAUCGUCUGGAAUACAAAGCGGAGCCGGAAGACGCCGUGUGGAGAAUAGACUACAUGAAGCACGGAGAGCCGAGUCUGAAUAAACUGCCUUAUGGUUCUGACAAUUUGAACGCGAAAUUUUCAAAAACUGGCCCCAACGUGAUUGUGGACGGAAAACCAGCAGCAGGUUUAUUCGUAGAUCUGUUCAAAAAGAAGGACAAUUCUUGGACUCAGUGGCACAGUGCGGUGACAAAUGCCGAUGGAAGAAUCAGUUUUCCGUUCACGAGCGAAUCUAUGGCGGAAGGAACGUAUAAAUUGCAUUUCAAAGUUGGGGAUUAUUACAAGAAUGCUGGAAAGGAAACGCUGUACCCCUACGUAGAAAUUGUUUUUGAAACCAAAGAAGGCAACCACUACCACAUCCCCCUACUCCUCACACCUUACGGAUACUCUACAUACAGAGGCAGUUGAUGAAUCAUAAAUAAAACUCUGUUCUUAUUUU